ACGACAUCUGUGAUAUGAGAAACGCCCAAAAGCAUCACGUCCAUCUCCAUCUUCGGUCCUCUAACAACACCUCUCUGGGAAACCCAACUCCUGGCACAAUCCGGCUUCCCGCACAUCGUCCAGCUAUGGGACGAGAUCCCUUCACGCCUACACGGCAAUCUGCUUGUUCGCUAUUAUUCGGUAUACCUGCUAACCCAACAUAAGACGAGCUUCCAUGUGGUCGUAGCCCUCACCAACGACUCGCGAUAUGGCGAGUAAUGGCCUCGAAAAUGGGGACGCCGUUCCGUUUCCCACAUCGUUCCCCCUGAGCGAGUCCGGGGAUUCGUCUGCCUCGUCCGCCAUCGUUGGUAAGGAUUCAAGGGAGGAGUUGCGUGGAUUGCCACAGCUGAAUUACAGGUUGCUGGAGCACAAGACGAAGCUUUUCCUCGUUGGCGGCCUCCUGGUUCUCGAGGGGAGCAUACUGCCGAUCGUCUUGUUCUACCCCCUGUGGUUCAACACAACUCUGAGGCAUGGCAUCAUUUUCGCCAUCAUUACAUCCUUCUUUGGUAUCGUCUCCGGUCUGGAGUUCGCUCACCGUUCGUGGCGGCUGGUCCAGAAAGACGACGUAUACCGGCCAAUAGACGGGAGGCGCUGGCGCCUUGACUUCACGCACGUCACACUAUCUGUCGGCUACACCGUUAUGACGGGCAUCUUGAUCGGUGCGUCUAUACCGCACGAGCCGUUAGUCCGCCCGCUCGCCAUGCCUCUGCCGCUGUUCCUCAUCGAAGUGGGCUUCCUCGCUCUCACCACCGGCUGGAUGGAAGCCAGAAACAUGCUCGCCACCUGCAAGGUCAGCUCCACUCCCAGGGGAGCGCCUAUACCGCCCGUGCUAUUGACGUUCAUAGAGGAUGUUGUUGCUGUCGACGGCGGCGCGGGAAAGACCUAUAGGAGGAGGGUCCUGGGGAGAUAUAAGGCUAGUACCAGGUUUAGGGUUCUGAUCAAGAGGCUCAACUGGUUCUGGGGGCUGGGGUGUAUGCUUACGGGUGUUAGCACCAUGGUGGUGGUGUGGACCGUGCCGCAAGAGAUCGCUUACGGCAUAGGCUGGGGAGCGCCGCUCGGCUAUACCGCGAUUUGGACGUUGAUAACAAUACUGUGGGCGCGUAGAAGCCUGAGAAUCGAAAAGAAACAUUGGCAGGCCGAAAAGCGACGCCAUGAGGGCUCACCAGGUAACGGAAACUCAUCAAGCUCAUAGAGAUGGGUCAAUGUCGAAUAUGAUUCGAAUAGCCUAGUAACAUUAACAAAGCAUACUGCCCAGGUGUUAUAUCACUUCCGAGGCCGAGAAUGAAGUAAUUGGUGCCAAUGAUAGGAGUUCAGGAAUAUGUACAUAAACAUUAUUAUCUAGUGGUUUCUGUAAGGUAUCGCUCUAAGCAAGCCAGGCAGGCUGUCUAUGAUCCCUUAAGGAGCUGCAUGGCUCCUCCCGGUAUAAAAAUGGGUAAAUCCGGUUCUCUAAAAACUCCAGUGCCAUGCCAUGCCAUAAAAUGUCACCAGAUACGCGCCGCCCAAAGACCCGGUCGUCUAUUUCCCAAUGCGUGUCGUGAAGGAGUCGUUAUAGAAGGAAGGAGGAAGAAGAAAGCCGUAUUUCGACUCUCUCGCCCUCGCCUAGCAGGUGUAAGAGAGGUAGAAGCCAUUCUGGCGGUCCUGCUGGAGGGAGACGCUGCCGUCGCCGUUGGCGGUGUCGAGCCAGAGGCGGAAGUAGAGGUCGGGGGCGCAGCCGGCGGCGACGGGGCCGACGGUGUGGUUCCAGGCGGCGGGAUCGCGGUCCCAGAAGGUGAAGUCGGCGUGGGCGACCUUGGCGGCGGGGUCGAC
Molecule: messenger RNA, 1845 nt
Organism: Durotheca rogersii
Lineage: Eukaryota; Fungi; Ascomycota; Sordariomycetes; Xylariales; Xylariaceae
Exons: 3
Coding region: 248-1231 (327 amino acids)
Source: RefSeq, a predicted model, not a curated record